GAAAGCAGUAACUUUUAUCAGAUCUCGCUUUACUAGAGUUGCCGAAGAUCAUCCCAGCAGGCACCAGUUGCACAAGAUCAUCGACUGAGAGUCAAAAGACACUGUUCAAUUUCAGAAGAAACUGACCUGACCUGACCUGGCCUCCUUCAAUGGAGGACGCUUACGCCCGAUCUGUUUCAGAGGUUCUUGAAUUCUUUGCCGUGGAUCCAACUAAAGGUCUUACGGAUUUAGAGGUUACACAACAUGCACACUCAUAUGGCAAAAAUGUGUUGCCUCAAGAAAAAUGCACUCCUUUCUGGAAGUUGGUGCUGAAGCAAUUUAACGAUUUGCUUGUUAAGAUUCUAAUUGCAGCUGCUUUUAUUUCCUUUAUUUUGGCACUUGCUAAUGGAGAAACGGUAUUAUCAGCCUUCAUUGAACCUUCGGUUAUCUUGAUGAUAUUGGCUGCAAAUGCAGCGGUCGGGGUGAUCACAGAAACAAAUGCUGAAAAGGCUCUUGAGGAGCUACGUGCAUACCAAGCUGACGUUGCUACUGUCCUGCGCAAUGGUUGUUUCUCGAUAUUACCUGCAGCAGACCUUGUCCCUGGAGAUAUUGUAGAAGUGAGUGUUGGGUGUAAAAUUCCAGCUGAUAUGAGAAUGAUCGAGAUAUUGAGCGAUCACUUACGUGUUGAUCAGGCAAUUUUAACAGGUGAGAGCUGCUCUGUGGAAAAAGAGCUUGAUGCAACGACUGCUACAAAUGCAGUAUACCAGGAUAAGACAAGCAUCCUCUUUUCUGGCACUACAGUAGUCGCUGGAAGGGCAAGGGCUGUUGUUAUUGGGGUUGGAUCUAAUACUGCAAUGGGCAGUAUACGUGAUUCUAUGUUAAUGACUGAAGAUGAGGUGACGCCAUUGAAGAAAAAGUUGGAUGAAUUUGGCACUUUUUUGGCAAAGAUCAUUGCAGGAAUAUGUGUGCUAGUUUGGGUGGUAAACAUUGGGCAUUUUAGUGAUCCUGCCCAUGGUGGCUUCUUGCGAGGUGCAAUACAUUACUUUAAGAUUGCAGUUGCACUGGCUGUUGCAGCAAUCCCUGAAGGGCUUCCUGCUGUUGUUACAACGUGUUUGGCCCUUGGGACAAAGCGAAUGGCUCGUUUAAAUGCUAUUGUGAGAUCCUUGCCGUCCGUAGAAACCUUGGGCUGCACGACAGUAAUCUGCAGUGACAAGACUGGCACUCUCACAACAAAUAUGAUGUCUGUGUCAAAGAUUUGUGUGCUUCAUUCAUUAAAUAAUGGUCCAAUGAACUCUGAAUACGUUGUUAGUGGAACAACUUACGCACCAGAAGGUUUUAUAGUUGACAGCUUGGGAGCUCAGCUAGAGAUUCCUGCUCAGUAUCCUUGUCUACUUCAUAUAGCAAUGUGCUCAGCUCUAUGCAAUGAGUCUGUUAUACAAUACAACCCAGAUAAGAGGAUUUAUGAGAAGAUUGGUGAAUCAACUGAAGUUGCCCUCCGUUUGCUGGCAGAAAAAAUUGGUCUUCCUGGUUUUGAUACAAUGCCCUCUGCUUUAAAUAUGCUAAGCAAGCAUGAACGGGCCUCUUACUGUAAUCGGUAUUGGGAAAGCCAAUUUAAAAAGGUUUCUUUAUUGGAAUUUUCACGUGAUCGCAAAAUGAUGAGUGUGCUUUGUAACCGGAAGCAGAUGGAGAUAAUGUUCUCAAAAGGAGCUCCAGAAAGCAUACUUUCAAGAUGUACCAAUAUACUGUGUAAUGAUGAUGGUUCUACGGUCCCUCUUUCUGCACAUAUUAGAGCUCAGUUGGAAGCAAAGUAUAAUAGUUUUGCAGGAAAAGAAACUCUUAGAUGCUUAGCUCUAGCCUUGAAAAGAAUGCCUAUGGGUCAACAAUCGCUCUCCUUUGAUGAUGAAAAUGACCUUACGUUUAUUGGGUUGGUUGGGAUGCUUGAUCCACCAAGGGAUGAAGUAAGAAAUGCCAUCCUUUCAUGUAUGAAUGCGGGCAUACGUGUAAUCAUUGUUACUGGGGAUAACAAGACAACUGCAGAAUCCUUGUGCCAAAAAAUUGGUGCCUUUGAUCACUUGGGAGAUUUUACUGGGUUUUCUUAUACUGCCUCUGAGUUUGAAGAACUCCCGGCAUUGCAGAAAUCAGUGGCAUUACAACGAAUGACAAUUUUAUCCAGGGUCGAACCAUCCCACAAAAGGAUGCUGGUUGAAGCAUUACAGAAUCAAAAUGAAGUGGUUGCAAUGACUGGAGAUGGAGUAAAUGAUGCACCUGCACUGAAGAAAGCAAACAUUGGAAUUGCCAUGGGAUCUGGAACUGCAGUUGCAAAGAGUGCUUCAGAUAUGGUUUUAGCAGAUGACAACUUCGCCACCGUUGUUGCAGCAGUUGCUGAGGGAAGGGUUAUAUAUAACAAUACGAAGCAAUUUAUUAGAUACAUGAUAUCUUCAAACAUUGGUGAAGUGGUCUGUAUAUUUGUGGCUGCUAUGCUUGGGAUUCCUGAUACUCUUGUGCCUGUCCAACUGCUAUGGGUAAAUUUGGUCACUGAUGGAUUACCUGCCACAGCUAUUGGGUUUAAUAAACAAGACUCAGAUGUUAUGAAGUCCAAACCUCGGAAGGUCAAUGAAGCAGUGGUUAGUGGGUGGCUGUUUUUCCGUUAUCUAGUUAUUGGAGCAUAUGUUGGACUUGCCACUGUUGCAGGUUUUAUAUGGUGGUUUGUUUAUUAUGAUAAUGGACCGAAACUCCCAUAUACUGAAUUGAUGCAUUUUGACAGUUGUUCAACAAGGGAAACAAAUUAUGCUUGCAGUAUAUUCAGUGAUCGCCACCCAUCUACUGUUUCAAUGACGGUGCUUGUUGUUGUUGAGAUGUUCAAUGCAUUGAAUAAUCUCAGUGAAAAUCAAUCUUUACUUGUCAUCCCUCCAUGGAGUAAUCUAUGGCUUGUUGCUUCGAUUAUCUUCACCAUGAUCCUUCACAUUCUCAUUCUUUAUGUGCAACCAUUAUCCGCUCUAUUCUCUGUGACACCGUUAAGCUGGGCAGAGUGGACAGUUGUGCUAUACCUUUCAUUUCCUGUGAUAUUAAUUGAUGAAAUACUGAAGUUCUUCUCUCGAAAUUCAGGAAUAAGAUUCAGUUUCAGAUUCAGACGUGCUGAUUUACUUCCAAAAAGAGAGAUACGUGACAAGUAAGCUCUCAGACUUGUACACUGAGGAUGACUGUUGGAAGCUCAAGCACUAAAUGUUGCAGCUGAAAGAUUAGAUAAAGUACACAACAAAUUUUGUUCCAACUGAAAAGACAUGUGUUGUACAUUUUUUCUGAUUCAACUCUCAUUUCAUUAGAUGAGAAAUUUACAAGCAAGAAUUUGAGAAUUAAGGGCCCGUUCGGUCACUGGAUAAGACUUGAGUUAUUCAUGUAUAAAAUGUUGCAUAAGCUUUACGUGUUUGGUA
Messenger RNA from Solanum verrucosum, 3410 nucleotides. RefSeq names its product calcium-transporting ATPase 3, endoplasmic reticulum-type. Gene Ontology annotation, biological process: calcium ion transmembrane transport; intracellular calcium ion homeostasis. The record is from RefSeq and is a predicted model, not a curated record. The transcript has 34 exons. Gene Ontology annotation, molecular function: ATP binding; P-type calcium transporter activity; ATP hydrolysis activity. Bases 150 to 3152 code for a protein of 1000 amino acids. Gene Ontology annotation, cellular component: membrane. Lineage: Eukaryota; Viridiplantae; Streptophyta; Magnoliopsida; Solanales; Solanaceae.